AUGAAGAACCAGCGGGACAAGCUCCACCAAUAUCAACGACGCAUAACUGUACUCACCGAUCGCGAAACCGCUAUUGCCAAAGAGAUGUUAGCGAAAGGCGACAAGAAACGAGCUCUCCUAGCCCUGCGACGAAAAAAAUAUCAAGAAUCUCUGCUGGCAAAGACGGAUGCGCAACUCGAGCAAUUGGAGAAACUGACUAGUAGUGUCGAGUUCGCAUUGGUACAAAAGGAUGUUGAGGUGAGCGAUAUGUUGGGUGGGAUGAUGUCGAAUCAGGACGAAGAUGAGGUAGAGGAUGAAUUGGCUGCUCUGGAAGCGGAAGUUACAGGUGUUCCACUACCUGAAGUUCCUACGCCGGGUUUGCCAUUGAAAGAAUCCUUACCUGAUGUGCCAAGGUCAGAACUUUCGAGUAAAGAUCGGGCAAAAGCAAGACAACGUGAGCGCGAUGAACAGCAAGUCGCAAUGUUGGCUUAG
Messenger RNA from Sclerotinia sclerotiorum 1980 UF-70, 471 nucleotides. RefSeq lists its product as hypothetical. The coding region runs from base 1 to 471 and encodes 156 amino acids. Gene Ontology annotation, biological process: late endosome to vacuole transport via multivesicular body sorting pathway; vesicle budding from membrane. The record is from RefSeq and is a predicted model, not a curated record. Gene Ontology annotation, cellular component: ESCRT III complex; multivesicular body. The transcript has 2 exons. NCBI's taxonomy places the organism in Eukaryota, Fungi, Ascomycota, Leotiomycetes, Helotiales, Sclerotiniaceae.